Gracilinanus agilis (Agile Gracile Mouse Opossum) is the source of this 886-nucleotide messenger RNA. It is a transcript of the gene ANHX, whose product is annotated as anomalous homeobox. The transcript has 6 exons. Gene Ontology annotation, biological process: regulation of transcription by RNA polymerase II. The record is from RefSeq and is a predicted model, not a curated record. NCBI's taxonomy places the organism in Eukaryota, Metazoa, Chordata, Mammalia, Didelphimorphia, Didelphidae. Gene Ontology annotation, molecular function: DNA-binding transcription factor activity, RNA polymerase II-specific; RNA polymerase II cis-regulatory region sequence-specific DNA binding. Gene Ontology annotation, cellular component: transcription regulator complex; nucleus. The annotation marks the transcript as partial.
GCUCUUCCAUGGAGACCCCCGAGAGCACCCAGCCGAGGCUCUCCCCAGAGCAGGAUGUCAAGAUGAAGCAUUUUCUGGCCGUCCUGGAGGAGACUCGGGCGUCCCCAGCGCCCGCCCCGGAGCUGGUGCACCUGGCGGCACGGCUGUGCCACGAGCUGCAGAGCGGGCCUCCGCUGGGGCUGGAGCCGCUGGCCGAGGCGGUGCUGGGCAGCCCGCACUGGCAGUACUUCCUGGCCCACAUGGACGUGGUCAGGGCGUGCGUGCUGGUCCUCGCCUGUCGGGGCCAGCACCAGGCGGCCUGCCGGCUCCUCGAGCACUGCAGGGAGGUGGGAGAGAGGGAGCAGCUGAUCCAGCUUUGGAAUGAGAUUCACUACCGCAAGCUCAUGGACAAGUGCCACGUGGACUCCCUCACCCCCGUGCAGAAGUUCCGCUGCAGGAAGAGGAACCCCCCUCCUCCUUCCCUCUGCCCCGAGGGCGUGAAGAGCCGCAACUUCUCCAAGGACGUGCGCCAGAGACUUCUGGCCUUUGCUGCGGGGGUGACCAUGAACCCCAACAGGGAGCAGCGGGGGAGGCUGGCCUUGGAGACGGGCCUGCAGGCCCACCAGAUCUAUAACUGGUUUGCCAAUUACCGCCGGCGGCAGCGGUCGUCCCUGCAGAGGCAGGGGGGGUGUCAGGCCCUUCCCCAAGGCAGGGAAUCUGCCCCAGAAGUCCAAGCCUGGCUGGACCCCGGACCGUGCAACCUCCAGCCCGAAGCUGGAUUCCAGGGGGAUGUUCACCUGGGCCCCCCAGAGGCCCCCCUGGGUCCUUGCGAGCUGGCAUGGGAGCCCCCCAUGCUGGGCCUGAGGUGCCCUCAGGAGGAGGGGCUGGCCAAGCUGCUGGAUGCCAG